Molecule: messenger RNA, 3364 nt
Organism: Salvelinus namaycush (lake trout)
Lineage: Eukaryota; Metazoa; Chordata; Actinopteri; Salmoniformes; Salmonidae
Gene: cdk18
Product: cyclin dependent kinase 18
Exons: 16
Coding region: 60-1604 (514 amino acids)
Biological process (GO): protein phosphorylation
Cellular component (GO): cytoplasm; nucleus
Molecular function (GO): protein kinase activity; ATP binding
Source: RefSeq, a predicted model, not a curated record
GUAAACAGAAGGAGAGAGUCUUCUGUUUCCCUUCGCGGGCGACCUCUUCUCCCCUCGCCAUGAACAAGAUGAAGAACUUUAAGCGACGUUUCUCUCUGUCCGUCCCUCGCACCGAGACCAUCGAGGAAAACGAGUUCACUGAGCAAAUCAACCAGCUCAACAUCCAACACACUCAGGCACUGACUCCAGACAGCCUGACCCUGCCGUCACUGCACCCUGAGGCCAGUCCCAGUCCAGUGAGCCCUGAGCCAGCCACACCCGGAGCACAGUCCCCCUCCCAGCUCCAGUACCGCAGCAAAGCACCACACCGACGCUUCUCAAUGGAAGACGUGAGUAAGCGUAUGUCUCUGCCCAUGGACAUCCGCCUUCCUCCGGAGUUCCUCAAGAAGCUGCAGAUGGAGAGAGAGAUGGAGAGUGAGAACAACUCUCCUCCCUGCAAACCCCUCAGCCGCAUGUCUCGACGGGCUUCACUGUCUGACAUUGGCUUUGGAAAGCUGGAGACGUACGUGAAACUGGGCAAACUGGGAGAGGGGACGUAUGCCACCGUUUUUAAGGGGCGGAGCAAACUGACAGAGAACCUGGUGGCGCUGAAAGAGAUUAGGCUAGAGCACGAGGAGGGAGCGCCCUGUACAGCUAUCAGAGAAGUGUCUUUACUGAAGAACCUAAAACACGCCAACAUUGUCACACUGCAUGACAUCAUACACACAGAACGCUCCCUCACUCUUGUCUUUGAGUACCUGGACAGUGAUCUGAAACAGUACCUGGACAACUGUGGAAACCUGAUGAGCAUGAACAACGUCAAGAUCUUUAUGUUCCAGUUGUUACGUGGUCUGUCCUACUGCCAUAAGAGGAAGAUCCUUCACAGAGACCUCAAACCUCAGAACCUGCUCAUCAACGACAAGGGAGAGCUCAAACUAGCUGACUUUGGUCUGGCACGGGCCAAGUCUGUCCCCACUAAGACCUACUCCAACGAGGUGGUGACUUUAUGGUACCGCCCCCCUGAAGUACUUCUGGGUACCACAGAGUACUCUACACCCAUCGACAUGUGGGGCGUGGGCUGUAUUCUAUUUGAGAUGGCGACAGGUCGUCCCAUGUUCCCCGGCUCCUCAGUGAAAGAGGAGCUGCACUUAGUCUUCAGAAUCAUUGGUACCCCAAAAGAGGACAGCUGGCCAGGUAUCUCCAAUAAUGAUGAGUUCAGAUCCUACAUGUUCCCCGAGUACAGACCUCAGCCACUCAUCAACCACGUGCCUAGGCUGGAUACUGAGGGGAUUGACAUGCUAACUGCUUUACUCCUGUAUGACACUAGGACCAGAGUCUCAGCUGAAGCAUCUCUUAGACACCCCUACUUCCUCAGCCUGGGAGAGAACAUCCACAGUCUUGCAGACAGUAAGACACACACAUUAAAUGUAUUUGACUUCAAUCAUGUGCCUCCUCGGUGUUUUCUCUCAGAGAAAUUAAACUGCAGAAAGACCCAGGCCACCGCAGCUCAGUGUUCCAGCCUCCAGGUCGGGGGAAGAACAGAAGGCAGAGCAUAUUCUAAAGGACGACCAGCCGAUGGAGUGCAGACAGGGCGAGAGAAACCCUCAAGGAGGAAUCGGCUUUGAAGACAAACACACUCCAAUCCCUCAUACAAACAGAAAUACAAAUGCAAACACAAACAUCCAGGUCACAUCAGUCUAACCUCAAAGGUCUUUCCUGGUUAAAUAAAGGUUCAAGUUAAAUUUACACAAACACACACAUCUAACCCUCUCCCUCCCCACAACAGAGGAUGGAUACAGACAGGGUUUCUGAGAAUAAACUAGCACUGCACCUCAAACGUCUUGGAUCUGAGGUCCCUCUAUGAGCAUUCUACUGUCAUGAUUCUGGGACUGACCAGGAAGUAUCUCCCAUUCUCCUACCCAAUCCCCUUCCUACUCAGCCCCCUGCAGACACCCAAGCUAACCAAUCACUCUGCAUGUUUCAAUGAUCUCCACUUCUCCCUUUCCCUUCCUCCUCUCCUUCUGUUCAUGUCCCCUUGUAAUAAAAUAACACAGAGUUAGCACCUUGCAACACAACCAUCAUCUGAGACCAAAACUCUAAAUCCAAACUAAAUCUGAGUGGUUGGGGAAGAGUCCAUUUACGGCAAACCUGCCUCUACAUAAACACCCCUUGAUUUCACCUAGUGGGGAUUUCAUUCAAAUCAGUAUUACAGUUUUUGAAAUGGCCUUAGUAAAAUGUGCUUGAGAUUUCUUUCUUCAAAAUAUGAUAUAAAGAAACCAAUGGGCAUUUCUUUCUUCAAAAUAUGAUAUAAAGAAACCAAUGGGCAUUUGCUUUGCAUUAGUGAAUAACACACGUUUAGUGUUCGUAUCACUGAGUUUCCUAUUUGCACAAACCUGAAAUCACCUCUGAAGAGAGUUCCUGGACUGGCUCUAGAGUAAGAUGAAGAAGGAUUAGACAAAGACCAUUACAUAAUGAACCCGGAAUUGCAAAUGGAAACCGACUAUUCCAAUUGGUUUAUUCACUUCCAUUCACUGGAGCACAAAUUCUGAUCUCCCCCACUUCUCUCUGAAGUGUGCAGUUGUUUCCUCCCCCUGUGAAAUGGGCUUGGGAAUUCCAAUUGGCUCCCAGAGCAGAUAUAGGAUACUUCCUGAAUAAUCUGGACAUCACUGUCUAAUCUGUCUCCAUCUCAUGCUUGGACCAAACCUCUCUUCUAACAUAGUCUCCCCCUACCUCUCGCCUAACCUCCUCUCACCUACCUCUCUCCUAACCUAGGGUGCAUCUAGUCUUGAGGGGGUUCCUCUUCUCCUCUCAUUCAUCUAAACUGUUAUAAAAUGACAGGGUCACUGAAAAGCAAUUUGGGGUAAGCCUACUAGGAUUCAAUCUGUUUACACCUCUGUGUGUCCAGCACAUUUACAUCUGAUGAAAGAAAGGGAACAAGGAGAGGGAGCCACUAUAGACUACUCAGAUGCAGUUCUCUCUACCCCACACUGGAGACAAUGCCAAUCAUUUUAUAGAGCUAACUUUCCUUGUCUCCUUUACUUCCUCACCACCUAACUGAAAAAACUGACAGGUAAAAGCAAUAUGGUGGACACUUAUCCAGUCCUAUCAGUGGCCAUGAAGGAAAUAAGGUAAGGAAGGGAAGCCAAAAGCAUUGGGACACACUGGGAGAGAUGGCGAUCUGUGUAUUACACUUUAAAACUUCCCCUCUGUUUAUUUUAGCAACCUCUGGGGCAAAAGUAUUAGCCUACUGUAUAUGUUUUGCUGUGGUAAAUUAAGAUAUUUUAAAUACUGUACUGUAAUGAAAAUAAAUAAUAUAUAUGUACCUUAAAGGCCCAAUGCAGUCAAAAAUGUGAUAAUCCUGUGUUUUAUGUAUAUUUCCACACUG